AUGGCGCCGCCAAGCCGCUGGUAUUUUACCCGGGAGCAGCUAGAGCGCAGCCCAUCCCGCCGCGCCGGCCUGGACGCGGAUAAAGAGCUCUCGAACCGGCAGCAGGCGGCCAACCUUCUGCAGGACAUGGGUCAGAGGCUCAACGUGUCUCAAUUGACCAUCAACACGGCUAUUGUUUAUAUGCAUCGUUUUUACAUGGUCCAGUCUUUCACACGAUUCCAUCGUAAUUCUGUAGCACCAGCUGCACUCUUCUUGGCAGCAAAAGUAGAGGAACAGCCUCGGAAGUUGGAACAUGUAAUUAAGGUAGCACAUGCAUGUCUGAAUCCACAGGAUACAGCUCCUGAUACCCGAAGUGAGGCAUACCUGCAACAAGCCCAAGACCUGGUCAUUCUAGAGAGCAUUAUACUGCAGACCCUGGGAUUUGAGAUUACGAUAGACCAUCCUCAUACCCAUGUUGUGAAAUGCACUCAGCUAGUCCGAGCGAGCAAGGAUUUGGCACAGACAUCUUACUUCAUGGCAACAAACAGCCUGCAUUUAACCACCUUCAGCCUUCAGUAUACACCCCCAGUUGUGGCAUGUGUCUGCAUUCACCUGGCCUGUAAGUGGUCGAACUGGGAGAUCCCUGUAUCAACAGAUGGAAAACCAUGGUGGGAGUAUGUGGACGUAACUGUUACUUUAAAACUUUUGGACGAGCUGACUCAUGAGUUUCUUCAGAUUCUUGAAAAAACUCCCAAUCGUUUAAAGCGGAUCAGAAACUGGAGGAUCAGUCAGGCAGCUAGGAAACCAAAAGAGGAUGGCUGUGAAGAUGAUGAUGACAACAGUCUCAAUGAACAGACAAUUCUUAGGAUGAUCUCUCGAACAGGUGUCAUGAACAGCUCCCCUUUUUCAGAUUCCUCUUUGCAGCCUUUUUCUGUAACAAAGGGGGAUGCUGGAAUGUCAGGUGGACAGUGGGGGGCCCCACUACUUAAUCAGCGAGAGCAACACAGGACUAGUGAACAUAGUGUUUCUUCAGAACAGUCUCAACUAAUUAGCACCAAGCCAGUUUCACUGGCAAAAGUGUCGCUUAAGGAGUAUCGUGCAAAGCAUGCAGAGGAGUUGGCUGCGCAGAAGCGGCAGUUGGAGCACAUGGGUGCAAGUUUGAAAGAACAGUAUGCAUGUGCUGCUCAGAGUUUGCUGAUACAGCAACAGAAAGAACGUGAAAGGGAGGUAAACACCUCCCCAAUCAUCUUGAAGAUUCCUUUGCAUGAGGUAAGCCAUGAGCGACAAGAGAAAUCAAGCUUGAAGCUCCGUCUUUCUGUGUCAAGCCGUGAAAAGCAUGAAGAGGGUAAGAUUCGUAUCAAAGUGCCAAAUGAGGAGGGUGGAGGCAGCAGCAGCAAAAGCCGUGAUAAACGUAGCUCUUCAUCCUCACAUCAUCACCACCAUCACCAUAACAACCAGUCUGUCCGCCAGCACCACCAGGAAACAUCUAGCAGCUCAAGCAGUAAAAGAUCGUCUACUCCUCUAGUGGGCUCCUCCCACAAAUCAUCAGUCCCUUCCCGUAAAAGACCAGCAUCAGAUGAAAUAAGUGGGCAUGAACCUACUUCCCACAAAAGCAAAAAAUAAUUAAAAAAAAUAAUUGUUGGAAGUAAGGCAGUGGAAUGUCUCAGGAAUAGAAGCUAUAUCAGUAAUGGAUGGGCUGCUAUCUGUCUUGUGAAGGCGUGUCACGACUUCUGGUCCUUAAUAAGCACCCUAGGAGAGGGUGAUGGGAGAUAAACAGCUGAAAAGCCUCAAGCUGCUUAUACACAAGUAAUAUGGUGCUGAGUCAAAUACUGGGGCAUGACGCUUGUUUAGCGUGUUCUCUGCUGUAAGCUUACAGAGCCCAGAAAAGGUCUUUGUCAAAACUGGUGUGACAAAGGCAUAAGAACAAUUACAGCAAGGGCUUUUUAAUACAGCUUGAAUGUCAUAACUGAAUUUUUUAUUCCUGCCAAGAGAUGUUUGAUAUCUUGCUAAGAACACAUUUCUAACUAUUUAUCCAUCUCAUUGAAUAAAUGUUAAAGCUGAAUAACAA
This is a messenger RNA of Pelobates fuscus (common spadefoot toad), 2047 nucleotides long. RefSeq names its product cyclin T1 (gene CCNT1). The record is from RefSeq and is a predicted model, not a curated record. Gene Ontology annotation, biological process: regulation of transcription by RNA polymerase II; positive regulation of DNA-templated transcription, elongation. Lineage: Eukaryota; Metazoa; Chordata; Amphibia; Anura; Pelobatidae. Gene Ontology annotation, molecular function: cyclin-dependent protein serine/threonine kinase activator activity. Gene Ontology annotation, cellular component: nucleus; cyclin/CDK positive transcription elongation factor complex. The coding region runs from base 1 to 1602 and encodes 533 amino acids. The transcript has 10 exons.